CAGUGCUUGAUGAUCUAGACAUGUCGAAAAUAUACAUCAUCGGUGGCCUAGUGGAUCGAAACAGAUGGAAGGGCAUAACACUGAAGAAGUCAGCUGAGCAGGGAAUUCAAUCUGCAAAGCUUCCUAUUGGAAACUACCUAAAAAUGUCAAGUUCUCAGGUUCUUACAGUUAACCAAGUGUUUGAGAUAAUGUUGAAGUUUGUGGAAACAAGGGACUGGAAGACGGCAUUCUUCCAUGUGAUUCCACAAAGGAAGCGAGGAGAAGCUGAGACCGGAGAUUAAUGGUGAAAGCAUUCCUUUAAAGACUUCUCAAAUCCUAAUGUGCAAUUUCACUUAUGAACAUGUGCACAGUUUUGCCUCCUCGCCUUUCUUGUCAACCUACUAGUAUUAGGAGCUAUGCAAAAAUGUUCUUCAUGCUCUGAAUGACUAAACCCUGCAUUUCUAUGCAACGCCAUGCUCAGUUUUAGAUGAGAUCCACUUCUCCGUGUUUUCGGCUCCGUUUAGCCAUUGAUGGUUACCAUCUGCCUUCUUUUAUUGAGUAAUUUGUGUGCCGUUGCAACACACGAGCAUACGUUGACUCAAAUAGAAUUUUGCGUAUCA
Messenger RNA from Zea mays, 599 nucleotides. Its product is annotated as tRNA methyltransferase 10 homolog A-like. Gene Ontology annotation, cellular component: nucleus. The transcript is spliced from 2 exons. The record is from RefSeq and is a predicted model, not a curated record. Gene Ontology annotation, molecular function: tRNA binding. NCBI's taxonomy places the organism in Eukaryota, Viridiplantae, Streptophyta, Magnoliopsida, Poales, Poaceae. Gene Ontology annotation, biological process: tRNA N1-guanine methylation. Bases 21 to 281 code for a protein of 86 amino acids.